Molecule: messenger RNA, 1593 nt
Organism: Dictyostelium discoideum AX4
Lineage: Eukaryota; Evosea; Eumycetozoa; Dictyosteliales; Dictyosteliaceae
Gene: bzpL
Exons: 2
Coding region: 1-1593 (530 amino acids)
Biological process (GO): regulation of DNA-templated transcription
Cellular component (GO): nucleus
Molecular function (GO): DNA-binding transcription factor activity
Source: RefSeq, a predicted model, not a curated record
AUGUACAGUCCAUCAUCACCACAAAGCAGUGAGCCAAUGUCACCAGAAUCUGACUAUGGAGGAGGUAAUAGUAUCAAUAAUAGUAAUAGUAGUAAUAAUAGCAGUGCCAAUCAAUCACCACAAUUUUCAGUUGGAAAAAUGAAAGUUGAUUCUGAAGAAAAAGUUAAAAAGAGACAAGUAAGAUUAUUAAAGAAUAGGCAAUCUGCAGCCUUAUCAAGAUCAAGAAAGAAAGAAUAUAUUGCAAAUUUAGAAUCAAAAGCACAAGAAUUAACACACUCAACCCAAGAAUUACACGUUCAAUAUAAUAAAAUUUCCUCAACCACUUUUGAAACCAAAUCACGUUUAGAAUUUUUAGAGAAAAGUUUAAGAUCAUUGAGAAUGGAAAAUGAAUUUUUAAGAACAAAAUUUGAAGAUAUAAAUAAUAAUAAUAUAAAAUCACAUUCACGUUCAAAUUCAUCAUCAUCAUCAUUAUCAUCAUCACCUACCACUCCUAAUACUACCACUACCACCACUACAUCAACCACCCCUGUACAAUUAAUAAUCAAUAACCAUAAAUCAGAAUCAUCACCUUUAUUACUAAAUUCAACAAAUUCAUCACCAACAAUUGCUUCAACAUUAAUUAAUACAAAAGAUAUUAUUAAUGUAUCACAAAAUAAAAAUAAUAAUAAUAAUAAUAAUAAUAAUAAUAAUAAUAAUAAUAAUAAUAAUAAUAAUAAUAAUAAUAAUAAUAAUACAACCAAUCUAUUAGAUCAACAACAACAAUCACCAACACCAGUUUUAGAAUCAUUAAUAAAAAAAGAUAGAGAAAGAGAAAUUUUAAUUGGGAUAAAUAAAAUAAAUCAUUUUAAAUUUAAUAAUAAUAAUAUAAAUAAUAUAAAUAAUAUAAAUAAUAAUAAUAAUAAUAUAAAUAAUAUAGUAAAUGAUGAAGAAGAUGAAGAAAAAUGUAAAAUUAAUAGUGUAGAGGAGAGUAAUAGUAAUCAUUUAAAUAAUAAUUUUUCAAAUUUAAGUUUUUCAUCACCAAAUGUAAAUUCUCAACCAAUCUAUUUAACUAGAGUAAGAUCAUCAUCUUAUCAUCCAUCAAAUUAUUUGGGAAUGGAAUCACCAACUAUUAAUGCUGGCCAUCAUAUGAUAAUACCAACUGAAAGUUUAAUUUUAUCUUCAAAUCAUCACCACCAUCAUCAUAAUAAUAUUAAUAAUAAUAGUAACAAUCAUUAUCAUCAUGAGUCUUCUACUGCAUCAUCGUCAUCGGGUGGAAAUAAGUUACCAUCAUUAUAUUCAAUUACAAAUAAUUUAGGUGGUGGUAAUUCAUCAUCUCCAUCAUCUUCAUCAACUUCAUCACCAUCAACUUCAUCACCAUCAACACCAAAAUCAAUGGGUUUUCCAUCUCCAAUUUUCAUUGGUUCAUCCGGGUCUGGACCAUCUUCAUCAGGUUCUCAAAUUAAUCAUAGAUCUUCAAUUAUAGGUUUAAGUAAAUUAAAAUCUUAUAAUAAUAACAAUAAUAGUAAUAAUAAUAAUUCUCCAAUUCUUUACCCAAUUUCAACAAAUCAAUAUCCUUCAUUAAUAAAUAAUAAUAAUAAUAAUAAUAAUUAUUAA